Messenger RNA from Tinamus guttatus (white-throated tinamou), 877 nucleotides. The record is from RefSeq and is a predicted model, not a curated record. NCBI's taxonomy places the organism in Eukaryota, Metazoa, Chordata, Aves, Tinamiformes, Tinamidae.
AUGGGAGAUUGGGUCAAAAAUCUUGCUGAAGUCAAGUGUUUUAUUUUUUUAACAUUGACAGAGAACCAUCCUUCAGAAUCGCCCCAUGCCGUGGAUGCAGAUGAUCUGCAGAAACUUCUUCACCUGCUGCAGUCCACAGAUGACCCGUUAAUUCAAGAGCAAGCUUUAAUCACCCUCAGCAACAGGGCUGCCUUCUCUGUAAAUCAUGAUAGAAUUCGAAAUUUGGAUGGCAUUUCUAUUAUUGGAAGAAUGCUCUCAGACUGCAUUCCCAGGGUCAAAGAAAAAGCACUAAAUGCUCUUAAUAAUUUGAGUAUGAACAUUAAAAAUCAGAAAGAGAUACAGGUUUAUAUUGUGCAAGUGUGUAAGGACAUUGAGUCAGCUUCCCUGAACUCUGAUCUGCAGCUAGCUGGACUCAGACUGCUGACAAAUAUGUCUGUUACCAGUGACUACCACCAUAUGAUGAUAAACUCAAUUCCAUGCUUCCUUCACGUGCUUUCAGAAGGAAACGAAAGGACACAGAUCCAAGCUCUGAAAGUACUUGUGAACCUCUCUGCAAACCCAACCAUGACAAGACACAUUCUCCAAGCUCAAGCGCCGUCACUGCUGUCACUUUUUGACAACUGCAUGAACAGGGACGUUCUUCUCCGAGCCCUCACGUUUGCAGCAAAUUUGAAGAGGACUGUGAGCCCUGAAGAUGGCACCGAGCUUCAGAGCCAGGCCAGCAAAGAUUCAGUUUUCGCUACCCUCUGUGGGACUUCUGCUCCCUUUGCUCAGAAAUUGGCAUCUUUAUUGCAUCACCCUGAUAGAGAAGUGAAGGAGCAGGUUGUCAGAAUAUUAACACAGUAGUCAUUAAAAAACAGUGAUCUGAUUAAAUACU